CAAGACUCACUGGGUACCUCACGGAUACCCUGGACUGGACCCUUCCACUACCUAUAGACAGCCGCAUACAAUACACACGUACAGCACACGCAUAACCACUAUUUGGCCACGACGACCACGGCCCCAGCUUUGCUGCGCGACCCCUCGUCAUCCAAAACGUUGAUUAUUUUCCUUUGGGCAACUCUGGGUCUGGGUUAGACGGACUGGUUUAGACGACUUUUCGCGUUUUUCUCGGCUCCCGUUCUACGCGCGCCAUAAUCAUCUUUGUUUCCAGGCUCUCACACUCAUCACGCGCGCGCUCUCCCUCUUCCUCUCUCUCUAACUCGCUCACCCACUCACCCGCUUUCUCUCACUCCAUCCACGCCGCCUUAAUCCCAUCACUCUCUGCCGGAACACCCUCUUUCCCUGUUCCGCCUGCGCUUGCGACUCCGCCAGAUCAGCGCUUCCCCAUCUGGUCUCGACCCGACUUGCCGCGCCGCGCCACGCAUCCGUCGCCUCAUCGUUCGUCACCUACCAGCCUCAACUUCAACCCCACGCGCGCUUUCUCACGUCAAUUCCACCUCGGCUCCGACCAAACAACUCUUCAGCAUUUAGAGAGAUCGCGCGUUUCGACACCCUGGCGAUAGAUCUACCCAGCUUCCAGCAGUUCGUCUCAUUCGGUUUUUAUCGCCUGGAACAAACCACCUGACCGAUUUUCAUCAGUUCAUCAGCCUAAAACUCACUCUCGCCCGUUUGAACGCAUUGCUUCUUGCAACAUUUCGAGAGCUACCCCAGCAGCUCGCGCCUGGCAAUUUCAACCCUUGACCAAGUCGCGGUUUAAAGCUGACCCAUAGUCGAUCCUCCACUUGAACCCAGUAGUAGGACAAUGAGUUCUGGUACAGGAAGUGCCGGCACUGCCAAACCUGGCCCGCCUUCCAAACAAGGCCAGGGCGCUUUCUCCGGCGUCAGCAACCACGCCAUCCUCCUCGACAAGCUCAACCGGCGAUCGACGCCCGAUUCUGAGGCUCUUGCGAGCUCAGACGACGAGGCCGAUUCUCAUCGCCAGGAGGCCUCACAACAGGCCAACCAGCCGCAGAAACCUGUCAGACGCGCCUCUUGGCUCAAUGAUACUACCCAGCCACUACCUCGACCCCGCAAAGGCUCGUUUGCGAGCAGCUCCAUGUCUCCCACUGCGUCUCACCCAAGCACCCCCUCCGCCGAAGGAGCCGCCCCUUGGGGCACUCACACCCAAUCGUCUGGCGUCAUGGGCCGUGCUCCCGUGUCCGGAGGUUCCUUCACCUGGGGAACAGGUAUCUGGAACAACGAGAGGAAGGACCCCCCCUCUCGCCUCAGUGAAGUUCUGCCUUCGCCCACGUCCACGAUGCCGCCCGGCUCGGCUGGUGGCUCGUUUUUUGGUGCUGACGGCAACUAUGGCCAGACGUCUCCUGCGCCCAGAGACUCUGGCCCCAAUGCCCAAAUCCCCUUUGCUAUUCCUCUCCACCCGACCCCCAAGACCUACCGUUCUCAGUCAUACUCCGUCGGCCAGUUAGAGCCUGACGCGCCCCCGGCUACGAUGAGCAGCUCUACACUCCUGGGUCGCGGCCGUGCUCAUGGACACUCUGGUCUGCAGCACCGUCCUUCUCGGCCCAGCAUGCUUAGUGAGAUGUCGAACGAUACAGGACUGCUCGGCAAAGUCAAGGAGGUGGACGAUGAUGACGAUGAGAGUGCGACAGAGUCCAUGCAGGGGUCCAUGCAUCAGUCCGCCGAGGCAAAGACGAUUGAGUUGCUUGCUCGAGAAAACGCCAUGCUUCGUCAACAGCAGCAGCAGCAGCAGCAACAACAACAGCAGCAGCAGCAGCAGUAUCAGAACAGACUUCGCCCGAGAGCCUCGACUGGUGUGGCCUACGGACUGGGCAAUGGUUACGCCCUGCGCGAAGCUGUCCCCGAGGAGUCCGACUUUGCUAUUGACGAGCUCGAUGAGGUCAACGACGGAAACGAGAUGGCGAAGAGAGCCUUGGGCCGGAGAAUGAGUGAGUAUGGAGCGUCUGGAUUCCGCUCGCCGUACGAGAACCGGAAGCUGGAGAAUGUCAAGAAGGCGUUUUGGCACAGUUCUCUUGGCUUUGGCGGCCCUGAGGGACAGCAGAGUCGAAGACACUCGUUUGCCGACAUUCCGACUCGUCAGGGCUCUAUCAGUUCCAUUAAUGAGUCUUUCAACGCGCUCGACAACCCCGUCACGGAGCAGCAGCACCCCCAGGAUUUCUCCAUGGGUUACUCCGAGAACCAGAACACCUAUCCUCUAGGCAACACCGCUGCUUACUUCACUCCCGGUGGAGGCCUCGCAGCCCCCCCCCAGAGCAUGCAAUUCAACAACCCGUUCCCGUCGGCGUACACGAUGCACCCCCCGUACGGAAACCGUGCACCCUCGCCCCAUCGCAACGUCUACGCCAUGUCGCAGCCGCGUCACAACCAGCUGUUGCACAUCGUCUUGUUCAAGUGCGCUAGAGCCGAUGUCUUUUACGUCCAGGAAGGCACCGGCCUCACUGUCAAGCCAGGUGACCUUGUUAUUGUUGAGGCCGAUCGGGGAACUGACCUCGGAACCGUUGCGAGAGACAACGUUGACUGGCAGACUGCCAAGGAGCUCAAGGAGCACUACGCCGAAGAACAGUAUAAGUGGCUGAUGAUGUAUUCCCAAAACGCCGCUGCUGCCCAGGACGGCACAGGCGCCGGUCUCAUGGCGGCUGCGAAUGGUCUUCAGGGCAGCGCCGUUGGUGGAAUGGGCCCGCCCAAUCAACACCACAUGCAGGAGCCCAAUGCCGGCGAGCUCAAACCGAAGCUGAUCAAGCGUCUGGCCCAGAGCCACGAGAUCCACGCCUUGCGGGACAAGGAGGGCAACGAGGCCAAAGCCAAGCGCGUAUGCAUGCAGAAGGUCAAGGAGCACGGUCUGAACAUGGAAAUUCUCGACGCCGAGUUCCAGAUGGACUGGAAGAAGUUGACGUUCUACUACUUCGCCGACUCGUACAUCAACUUCAACUCGCUCGUUACGGACCUGUUCAAGAUCUACAAGACAAGAAUCUGGAUGUCGGCCAUUAACCCUGCCUCUUUCGCUAGCCCGACGUUAGGUAUUCAGGCCCCUAGCGGUGUUGGGCCUGGAGCAGUCGGUGUUGGUCGUGGAUCCAGCAACUCUGAGCGGCGUUCCACGCAGCAGCAACAACAGCAGCCGCCGCCGCAGCAGCAGCAGCAGCAGCAGCAGCAGGACCAGCAAUCCGGAGGAUUCGGAGGCACCGGUCCAGCUGGUCGUGGAUUCCAGAACUCCUUCACACCACCAUUUGGUGGAGAACGGCCAGGAGGCCUUGCCGGCGGCUACGGUCAACAUAAUUAUCCCUACUCGCACAUGGGCGGUAUGAGUAGUGCGCCCCGGCCUGGAAACAUGCCCUACGUCCCGGGUGUCGUUCCAUCGCUCGACAGUUACAGCUUCCCGGGAGCUGUCGACUACCAGAUGCGAUCCCGGUUCACGGCGGGAACUGAAGCUGGCCCGCAUGAGCCGGCCGGUGGGCCCAUGAACCCUCAGAGCGACUGGGCGGCCGCGUUUCAGGGCCUCUCCUUGAACAGUCGUUAACGAAGUGUCUUGAUCUCGACAGCUGACUCGCUAUUAUCAUUCUGGAUUCAUCAACCGGGCGAGCUUUCGGCGAGCGUCCUACUUCUUCUUGGCCCUUCGACAAACUCCAACAAAGUGUCGCCGCAGCUGACUGACUGAUCGUAAAUGGAUACGGUCAGCAUGACUGGUAUUGUAAGCAUAGCUCAUGGCUGUAGAGCCCGGCAACGUUUCUUUUUUCACUGGUUGGCGUUGGAAGGUUUCCAUUUUUACGUUUAAAUUGUUCAAAACGGCGGGACCUUUGUGCUUCUUUCGGAAGACAAAAAGAAGACAUAAAGGGGUUGGGAAUGGGAAGAGAACAUGUUGAACCCCAAAACACUUUCACUUUUUUUCUUUUCUCCUUUUUCGAAAAAAAAAUACUCAGGAACCACGGCCUUUCCCCCAAACCCCCACCACAAAUCAUGAUUAUGAGAGAUAAGAGGAGAUUGAGAGAGACUUUCACUACUACUCAGGGCACUACCGACAUAGACAGAGAGACUUCCCUAUUACUUUUUUUUUUAUUACUCAACCCCCCACGAGCAUGGUGUAACCUGAGAUCAAAAAAGGGACUUGCGGUUCUGGCCGGUUCUGGUUAAUGGCUCGGCGUUGGAUUCUUGUACGAAAGAUUUUGGUCUUCCAUCAACUUUAGGUUUCGAGAAUAUGAGGAUAGAAAAACCCGCAUGUCUGUCCACUACCUUGUUCUGCGUGGGCAA
This is a messenger RNA of Colletotrichum destructivum, 4323 nucleotides long. RefSeq lists its product as uncharacterized. The transcript is spliced from 5 exons. Gene Ontology annotation, cellular component: cytoplasm. Lineage: Eukaryota; Fungi; Ascomycota; Sordariomycetes; Glomerellales; Glomerellaceae. The record is from RefSeq and is a predicted model, not a curated record. The coding region runs from base 866 to 3595 and encodes 909 amino acids.